Molecule: messenger RNA, 3189 nt
Organism: Nannospalax galili (Upper Galilee mountains blind mole rat)
Lineage: Eukaryota; Metazoa; Chordata; Mammalia; Rodentia; Spalacidae
Gene: Itfg2
Product: integrin alpha FG-GAP repeat containing 2
Exons: 12
Coding region: 484-1815 (443 amino acids)
Biological process (GO): regulation of TOR signaling
Cellular component (GO): KICSTOR complex
Molecular function (GO): protein binding
Source: RefSeq, a predicted model, not a curated record
GUCUUUUUUGUUUUUAACGCGAGUUGCAAUGCACUACAUUAUGUUCACAACUUCUAACGGGUAGCUUCAUAAAAACACUGUUGGAAACCAUACAACUGCCAAUUUUGACAACUUUUAAUAGGAUUCUCAGGAUGAUUAGAUGGCCAGGACUCUUCACUGAGACAAAAAGGUCAAGGUUAUCAGGUCAAGCCCCAAAGACUCCCGUUACCAAGGGAACCACUUUAGGGUUGGCCUACCCAAGCGCGCUACCCCUUUGGAGAAAACGAGUGGCCCGUGGCCCUAUCACUCACAGCAGCACUGCGUCAGCCGGCUUCUGAGGCGGAAGGCCCGCCUCCUCGCUAAGGUUACGCCACGAAUGCCGGAAUUGGCUGUUCCGGCGGUGACGUAACCUUCCGUUUUGGGUGGCCUCAGCUCGCGCGAGUGUUGGGGGGAUUCGGGGAUCGUUUAACGCCGCUCCCCGCCCCCUCAGCCCUCAGGGGUGCCAUGAGGUCGGUUAGCUAUGUGCAGCGCGUGGCGCUGGACUUCAGCGGGAGCCUCUUCCCGCACGCCAUCUGCCUCGGAGACGUCGAUAACGAUGCGUUAAAUGAACUGGUGGUGGGAGACACCAGCGGAAAGCUGUCUGUGUAUAAGAAUGAUGACAACCGGCCAUGGCUCACAUGUACCUGCCAGGGAAUGUUGACUUGCGUUGGGGUUGGAGAUGUGUGUAAUAAAGGAAAGAACCUGGUGGUGGCAGUCAGCGCUGAAGGCUGGUUUCACUUGUUUGACCUGACACCCACCAAAGCUCUAGAUGCUUCUGGGCACCACGAGACACUUGCAGAGGAGCAGCGUCCUGUCUUCAAGCAGCACAUCCCAGCCAACACCAAGGUCAUGCUGAUCAACGACAUCGAUGGAGAUGGGUGUUUCGAACUGGUGGUGGGAUACACAGACCGUGUGGUGCGGGCCUUCCGCUGGGAAGAGCUGGCAGAGGGGCCUGAACACGUGACAGGGCAGCUGGUGUCCCUCAAGAAGUGGAUGCUGGAGGGUCAGGUUGACAGUCUCUCUGUGACCCCUGGGCCACUGGGUCUGCCUGAGUUGGUGGUGUCUCAGCCAGGGUGCGCUUACGCAGUUCUCUUGUGCACCUGGAACAAGGAUACUGACUCCCCUCUUGCCUCUGAGGAGCCCGCAGAGGGCAGUAGGGAGACUCCAGCUACCCGAGAUGUAGUGCUACACCAGACAUCCGGCCGAAUCCAUAAUAAGAAUGUUUCCACUCACCUAAUUGGCAACAUCAAACAAGGUCAUAACCCUGAAACUGGUAGCUCAGGCCUGUUUGCCCUGUGCACCCUGGAUGGGACGCUGAAGCUUAUGCAGGAAGCAGACAAGCUGCUGUGGUCAGUGCAGGUAGAUCACCAGCUUUUUGCCCUGGAGAAAUUAGAUGUCACGGGCAAUGGGCAUGAGGAGGUGGUUGCAUGUGCCUGGGAUGGACAGACAUACAUUAUCGAUCACAACCGCGCUGUUGUUCGCUUCCAAGUGGAUGAGAAUAUCCGGGCUUUCUGUGCAGGCCUGUAUGCCUGCAAAGAAGGCCGAAACAGCCCCUGCUUGGUGUACGUCACUUUCAACCAGAAGAUCUACGUGUACUGGGAGGUGCAGCUGGAGCGGAUGGAGUCCACUAAUCUGCUGAAACUGCUGGAGGCUGAGCCCGAGUACCACAGCCUACUGCAGGAGCUGGGUGUGGAUCCUGAUGAUCUCCCUGCAGUCCGUACCCUGCUUCACCAGACACUUUACCAGCCGGACCAGGCACCACAGUGUACUCCCUCAAGCCUCCAGGACCCCACCUAACUGGGAUUAGUUGGUGAAGGAUCCUUCUGAGCCCACCCCAUCUCAAAGUGAUCCAUGAUCUUGGCAGGCUAAGGAAUGUACAUGACAGCAUUUGAUUCUCUGCAUGGAAGGAUGGUGGUGAUCCUCAUGGUCUUUGAUGAAUGAAGAGAUUAGUUGACCCUCUGCCUCCUGCCUUGUGGGCUUCACCUGGGUCACUAGAUCCCAGUCUUGUUAGAGAUCAUCCAGGUUCCUGUGUUUCCCUCCCCACACUCCCCACUCUGUGCAGAAAACAGACCUGUCUGUGAGAACAAGUGACAUCUUUUGCAGGGCCCCAACACCUGGAAGGAGACCAGGCUUCAGGCCUGAGGAGCAGUGGAGGUAAGGGCCCCUCAUGCUGAGUGCCAUCUUUCAUGAUAUGGCUCAGGCAGCUGACAUGAGUAAUUCUUACAGGAACAGCAGAGUGUGUGUGAGAGUAUCUUUCAGGACUUUUACUCUACUCCAUUUACUGAAGCAGCUUGGUCAGGGCUUUCUUGUUUUGUCAUAAUCUUUUUCUUCUUUUCUAUUUAUUUUGUACUCAAGGUAGAGCCCAGGGCCUUGCACGUUAGGCAAGCACUCUGCCACCAAGCCACACCCCAGCCUUGCUAUAUUCUAAAGUGUUAUACAGUAUAAUAGCCCCACCCACCUGCCUGUCCCAAACAUCUUACUGCCUAUGAAACAAUAGAUGUUUGCAGUUUGUUUUCAUGGUAGUGCACACCUAUAAUCCUGGCACUUGGAGGAUUUUGAGUCCCAGGCUAGCCAGGGCCCCAUAGCAAGUUUGAGACCAGCGUGGGUUACGCACAGACAAAAAAGAUAUUAACAAUCUGAUGCGGGUUUAUGUUCUAGACUGUAAUUAGAAUCAUAUCUUGGGCCAUUUAUGUUCUUUCUGUUCAAGGGUAUGUGUGCUCUAAAUAAGUAUUUUUCAAGUUAUAGGUGGGACUCCUUUGAUGGAUAAUGGCUAGUAUAUUUGUGUGUCUGUGUGUGUGCAUGCUCGUGUGUGUGUGUAUGUAUACCUAGGCACAUGUGUGUGGAGGCCAGAAGAGGAUGUUGGGUCUCCUACUUGCCUACUCUACCUUACUUAUUUGAGAUGGUCUCUCUCUGAACCUGGAGUUUGUUGUGUCAUGUAGGCUGGCUGUUUAGUAAGCCUAAAUGAUGCUCCUGUGUCUGUGCCCAGACUGCUGGGGUGACAGGUACCUGCACAGCUUUUUUAUCUUGGUGCCGGGGCCCCAACUCAGGUUUUUAUGCUUGCACAGCAAGUGCUCUUUACCCACUGAGCCAUCUCCUCAGCCCCUGGAAUUUUUGAACUAAUGAAAUAGAACAAAAUAAAAUAGAAAAUGUCAGAGUCCAUUGCUCACAGUG